This is a messenger RNA of Pelodiscus sinensis (Chinese soft-shelled turtle), 1729 nucleotides long. RefSeq names its product E3 ubiquitin-protein ligase TRIM39-like. The record is from RefSeq and is a predicted model, not a curated record. Gene Ontology annotation, molecular function: zinc ion binding; protein binding. Lineage: Eukaryota; Metazoa; Chordata; Testudines; Trionychidae.
UGGAAAUCAAAGGCUGAUGGGAAAACAACUCAACAAAACUCCAAGACAGAGCUGUAGUCCGCCUACUAGGAGAGUAAUGCCUCGGAGAUUGAUCAUCUGGGGUCACGAGGAGUAAGGGAAAUCAAUGAGAAAGUUUCUUCUGCCAACCUCUCAGGAUGGGAACACUGAAGAUUCAACCUAAGGCCCCUCCCACUGUCAGCACAAGGCUGUGCCUGGCAGAGCAAAGGGCAGGGGGAAGAGACACAGACACGCACCCAGCUACCAUGGCCUCCGCAGCGACAGCAGGGGACAUACACGAUGAUGCCAUGUGCUCUAUGUGCCUGGGGUACCUGACCGAGCCGGUGACUCUAGCGUGUGGGCACAACUUCUGCCGAGCCUGCCUCACCCAGCACCGUGAGCAACGGGGAACAGGGACACCCCCGACCUGUCCCCAGUGCAGGGCUCCAUUCUGGCACGGGGAGUUCAAACUCAACACCCAGCUGAACAACAUUGUACAAAAGCUCCAGCAGCUGGGGCCCAAGCCAGAGAAAGGGCAAACGGAGGGUCUGUGUGAGAGACACCAGGAACGCCUCAAAUUCUUCUGUGAGGACGAUGGAGAAGCCAUUUGUUUGGAGUGUGAGAAAUCCCAGGACCACAAGUCUCACGCGGUGGUGCCUAUCAAGGAGGCUGUCCAGGAGUACAAGGUGAAACUCCAGGAGGCCCUGGGGCCUCUGAGGAAGGAGCUGGAGGAGGCCUGGAUGCUGAUGUCUAAAGAGGAGGAGAAAAUUAUGGACUGGAAGAGGAAAGUGAAGCAGAAGCACGAGACGAUUACCCGUGAAUUCAACAAACUGCACAUGCUGCUGAGAGAGGAGGAGCAGCUGCUUCUGCAGAGGCUGGAGGAGGAAGAGAGGGAAACUUUGCAGAGGCUACAGGAAAAUGUCUCCAAACUCUCCCAGCAAAGCUCCUCUCUGCAGCAGCUGAUCGCAGAGAUCGAGGGGAAGUGUCAGCAGCCGGUUACGGAGCUGCUAAAGGAUGUGAAAAACACAUUGAGCAGGAGUGAGAAUGUGAAACUCCAGGAACCAGAAACUGUUUCUACUGACCUGAAGAAGGAGUAUGACAUUUUCCUUGACAUGAAGGAACUGCUGAAGAGGUUCAGAGCGGAUGUGACUCUGGAUCCAGACACAGCUCAUCCCAAACUCAUCCUGUCUGAAGAUCGGAAACGUGUGAUGCUUGGAGACACGCGCCAGACUCUGCCUGACACGCCUGAGAGAUUUGAUCUUUGUGUCUUUGUCCUGGGCGCCGAGGGGUUCACAGGCAGGAGGCGUUACUGGGAGGUGGAGGUGGGAAACAAGACAAGAUGGGCUUUGGGGGUCUGUAGGGAAUCCGUGAGCAGGAAGGGUCCGGUCACACUCACACCUGAGGAUGGAUACUGGUCUAUGUGUCUGACGGACGGUGAAUACAAGGCCUGCACCUCCUCCACUCUGACCCCUCUCUCCCUGAGCACCAAGCCUGGCUGGGUGGGGAUUUUCCUUGACUACGAGGUGGGGGAGGUCUCAUUUUACAAUGCGACUGACGGGUCCCAUCUCUGCAGUGUCAGUGGCACCUUCUCCGGGAUGCUCCGCCCUUUCUUCAGUCCUGGUCGCAAUGCUGGGGGUACAAACACAGCUCCCCUGACCAUCUGCCCGGCCCCAGCCCAGGUUGGAGGGAAUCUCAGCCCAUGACAGUGACCCCCAUGGUACAGACCAACCCU